AUGUCGUCACCUCUGCCCCCCUCCCUGGACGAUGAUAAACCCAAAAAACUUCCUCUUUCCCGCAAGCUCGUUUUACUGGUGAUAUUAUGCCUUUCUCAGUUUAUGGAUACCUUCAGUACCUCAGCUCUCUUGUCUGCGAUUCCUAAACUCCAGACAUCCAUGGGCAUGAAUGAAGCUCAGUCCACUUGGGUGAUUAGUGCAUUCCGAUUGACUUUUUCAUCAUUCCUGCUUAUUAGUGGCCGUCUCAGCGACGUAUAUAACCCGAAAACUGUGUUCAUCGGAGGAGCGUCCAGUCUUGGCAUCCUCUCGCUGUGUGCCGGAUUUGUCGACAACACAAUUCCGAUCCUUGUUUUUAGAGCAAUGACUGGAAUAGCUUCUGCAAUGACGAUUCCCUCUGCCAUAAAACUCCUGGUUAAGAUAUUUCCUGAUCCGCUUGAACAAGCUCGGGCAAUGGGGUUCUUCUCAAGCUGUGGUGCGAUUGCCAACAUAAGCGGUGUCGUGGUUGGUGCAAUGUUCGUCCAAUGGGUUUCUUACCAUUGGGUCUUCUGGUUUGUAACCUGUGUGGCUCUUCCGGUGGCUCUGGUCGGUGUUUUCAUCAUACCGUCACAAAUCGGAGAGACUGCAGACAGUCUUGAGCCUAAAAAGGCGAAAUGGAAAACUCUUGAUUUGGUUGGCAUAGUCAUUUUAACUGUUGCCUUUAUCUUAUUCAUCUUCGCCAUAACAUCCGGUUCGACUGUUGGUUGGAAAUCCCCCAUGGUGCUGGUCCUCCUGAUCGUUUCGAUUUUAAUGAUGGUUGGGUUUUUCUACUGGGAAACACUCCUACCAGCGAACGAAGCUGCAAUACCACCCCAGACGUGGUUCUACAGCAACUUCUCCGUUCUGCUCGUCGUUGGAUUCUUAUGUUUCUGGUGGAAUGCAGUGAUGUUCACUUUUAGCAUCUUGUGGCAAAAUGUGUUUGGGUGGUCGGUAAUGUCGUCGGCUGUCCAUAUGAUACCAAUUGGCAUCAUAGCCUUCGCUACGAGUUUCACAAGUCCACUUUCUCGCAUCUUCAGUCCCAAGUGGAUUAUUCUCACUGGUCUAUCAUUGUGCAUGGUCGCCACCGUAUUGCUCGCGCUCGGUGGGGGAAAGCCCGAGAAUUAUUGGCCGUAUGUGUUCCCCGCAUUUUCAAUAGGCAGCGUAGGAGUCAUGUUGCUUUUUACACAUUCAAACAUUGCUAUUUAUCGAUCUGUGCCUUCAUCCAAGGCUGGCACAGUUGGGGCUAUCUACAGUAGCGCGCUUCAAUUAGGAUCCGGAAUAGGCCUCGCUGCUAUGAGCGCGAUAGAGACAUCGGUGGAGGCUACCCAUGGGGGUUCGCACGAGUAUGCUGGACGAGCUGCGACGUUUUGGUUCCUCCUCGGAGUUGUCGCUCUUCAAUUCAUUUCAUUAUUGGUCUUUUACGAUCGCAGCGCGGAUCACAAGCCCCAACCAACGCAUGACAGCCUCCCUACACAACAGAUAACGCACAGUGACGAAAAGCUCGACGAGGAGAACGUAACCACCUUGCCCGAACUGAGCUAA
This is a messenger RNA of Suillus clintonianus, 1557 nucleotides long. RefSeq names its product major facilitator superfamily domain-containing protein. The record is from RefSeq and is a predicted model, not a curated record. Gene Ontology annotation, cellular component: membrane. The transcript is spliced from 9 exons. NCBI's taxonomy places the organism in Eukaryota, Fungi, Basidiomycota, Agaricomycetes, Boletales, Suillaceae. The coding region runs from base 1 to 1557 and encodes 518 amino acids. Gene Ontology annotation, molecular function: transmembrane transporter activity. Gene Ontology annotation, biological process: transmembrane transport.